This is a messenger RNA of Rotaria sp. Silwood2, 1215 nucleotides long. The record is from the annotation of a GenBank genome assembly. Lineage: Eukaryota; Metazoa; Rotifera; Eurotatoria; Philodinida; Philodinidae.
AUGGCUGAAAAAAAUUCCAGAAGAUCAAGAUGUCAACCACCAUCAUCAUAUGGUGUAGUUUAUAAAUCACAACGAUCUCGUUCACUUAGUAAUGAUGGAAAACUUCAGCAUUCAUUAGAAAGUGUUUUUACAAGAGAGCACAAAUUAUCAGUGGCAAAUAAAAUUGAAUCCACGUCAACACAAGAAAAAGAAACUAAGGUUGCCGAAUUAAUUCAACAAUAUGAAAAUGUCAUCUCAACAGAUAAUAGCCAAUUAUAUGUCAAAAAGAAAUGUCCAUUAUCAACAUUUAACCGUUUUAUUAAUGCUCGUGCAUCUGCACGUGAAAUGUGGACAUCGCUACCUGAACAAAAAAAUAUAACUACUAAAAAUACUUCACAGUCUACUUCAACACAUAGUCAAUCUCUUCUAUCGACUAUAUCAACAAUUCAAAAAAACAAAGAUAAUACUCCGGAUUCGAUUUCACAGAAUGAAUAUUCUAAUGAUUUAAAAUACCCAACAAUACUCGACCAAAACCAAUCAAAUAAUCUCGUUGAUUCUCGUAAUGUAACAUUUGAAACAGCAUCAUCAGAUUCAAUGACAACAUCAAAACAAACUCAAAUUCAAAAUCCAGAAAUAUUUAUUAAAUCUCAAUUCAAUGAUAUACAUAAUAUUCUAAAUGUUGACUUUAGUAUUUCACCCAAAAUUGAUUCAAAUCAACAUGAUCCAUUCGAUGAAUCAUUUAUUGAUGAAGCCAAAGAGUUCGAUGUUAAACAAAAAGCAAGUUUAUUGAAAUGUCUUGAUGAAGUAUAUGUAACUGAAGAAAAAUAUGUCAAAAAACUUUAUGUACUUUCUGUUAAAGUUUCUGAUCACGUCAGACAAACAUGUCGGAACGAUGCAAAUCUUCUUAAUACAUUUAAUAGUGCUUAUAAAUCAUUACUUGAUACAAUAAAACGAUUAUAUAAAUUUCAUUAUGAACAUAUUUUACCAGAUAUGGUCGAAUAUAAAACAGGUCUUCGAACAGAUAAUAUAUGGUCAAUAUUUGUUGAACAUUUUCAAACUAUUGAAAAUUUAUAUAAAGAAUAUUAUAUUGUAUAUGAUGAAAAUCAACAAAAAUUAGAACGUUUAUGUACUACAUAUUCAUUAAUUCAUGAAGCAAUGCUUCAAUGUCAAGUUCAUCUAGGAAAUUUGUAUCCAAUUAAUGAACUUAAUUGUGCAAAUCAACAUUUGCUUCGGUGA